Molecule: messenger RNA, 2957 nt
Organism: Salvelinus sp. IW2-2015
Lineage: Eukaryota; Metazoa; Chordata; Actinopteri; Salmoniformes; Salmonidae
Source: RefSeq, a predicted model, not a curated record
GUCACAACACACACUCCCACAGUAGCACACACCAACAACAAACACACCAUCUCAGCUCACACCACGACGCCACACACACUCCAUCCCAAACCGACAGACAKCCCAACGACACACACUCCCCAGUCGCCAUGAGCCAACCAAGUGAGUUUCCCGAGCUUCCUGAACUUAACUGUACUUCCACCCACCACACCGCCCCAGACCCCACCACCCCCUCCACCCCUGCCUCCCUAAUCUCCACCCCUAGCCCAAGGACUGAGGACCCCCCAGGGAUGAGGAAGGGCCCCCCAGUUGCCCCCAAGCCUGUGUGGAACCGUCAGAGCCUCAGGAGUAUUAGGAAUGGGAGGCCCCAGGCUGAGCUGGCCAAACCCCUGGACAUCAGAGGCGGUGGAACCACCUUCGGGGUACGUCUGCGACCCACCUCCUCUGCAGCCCAGCUGUCAAUCAAGCAGAAGAUCCAUUCAUUUGAGACCUUCUCUAGUCCUGAGGGUAGGGUACGGAGACGAGGGCAACAACAGGAGGCCCCUAGCCCCUCCACUUCCUCCCUCCUGAAGGACAAGGCACCAGCACAUCCAAGGUGUGAUUCUGCACAGGAGGAAGGAGCAGGUCUGGGUUUCAGCAUUGCAGGUGGGAUAGACCUGGAGAGCAAGGCCACCACAGUGCAUCGUGUUUUCCCCCAUGGCCUGGCGGCUCAAGAGGGACGUGGAGAAGGGUGACGAGUGCUGUCCAUCAACGGCCAGACACUAAGGGGUGCGACACACGCGGAAGCCACCGACGUGCGCCAGGCCCGCACCAUGAGACUGGCCGUGUUGGUGGAGGAUGGGGGAGCCAUGCUGACUGUGGAGCUGGAGACAGGAGGAGGGGUGUGGCUUCAGUUUUGGAUGGAGGGAAAGGCUCUAUCCAUGGAGACAGCCUCUGGUCAUCAACAGGAUAUUAAAGGUACAUGUGCUCCGCUCGCCCAAUGGUGGUGCUGCGAGCAGAGCGGGUUGCAGUCUGGUGAUGAGCUGCUGCAGGUCCAGAGCACCUCCCAGGAGCUGAGCCGCUUCGAGGCCUGGAACAUCGUCAAGGCUCUGCCUGAGGGGCAUAUCACUCUAGUCAUCCGGAGGAGGAAGGAGGAUGAGGCAGAAGGGUCUGCCUGAGGGACAUCUCACUGUAGUUACAGGAGGAGGAAGGAGGAGGAUACUGAGGAGUUACCCCUAGACACUGAUUUCAGGUCAGUUUACACUGUUAUACCUUAAUUGGAUUCCAGAUACAAUAGGUCCCUGACUACCUACGGAGGUAGUCAGAAAGAUCUGAUCACAAUUACACUUCUUUAAAAAUGUGGGCACGAUCAGAAUGUGGACAAGAUCAGGACAAAGGACUCAUGUUAGCACCAGCUAUAAACGGGGCUAUUGAUUCUCAAGAUUUGGCCACGUAUUGAUUGUGGCUACAUUUAUAGACAGGAGUCCGCAAUUAAAAUACCUAUUGUGAUUYGAUUGUGAUCAGAUCUUCCUGAUCACCACCGGAGGUAGUCAGGCCCACAUGUUGUCUGGAUAUCUUCCAAGUGUAGACGGAUGUGGACAGGGAAACCAUUUAAAUCAUCAUUAUCCCUCUAAAAUCAUUGACAGGUGGCGCCAUCGUCUUAUGGCAUCAAUAUGUGUCUUUAAAUAAAGACAAUACAUAUUAUUUUGAAAGAAUAUCUGUCGAAUAAUUGGCAUACAGGGAGGGACCAGUACAUUUUGGUCACAAUGCGGACACAGCGUAAGAGACACAUUUUWAWACAAUGUGUAGAUGCAACGGCAAAAAUGUGGCCGCUAUCAGAAUGUGGACAACGGCCUCGAUUCAAUCCGUAUCGCUGAAGUUUAGCGUUAUAGCGUGAUUGAAAAUGAAAGGUAAUUUCCGAUUGAACCGACAUAUGAAUUUACCGUGAAUGCAGUCUCCGCAAACACAGGAACAUUGCCUUUAUAUUUCAAUCACGCUGAAGUGCUACGGAUUGAAUAGAGCCCGAGAUCAGAGUUAGCAUCAGGUAUAAACAGGGCCAACUAGAACACAAAUCAACCACAAGCCAUCAUACCAUUUCAUAUGAGCACUAUUAACAUACUGUAGUUWUGAAUAUAAUAUCUAUAUUCUAUAUCAAAUCAUAUUGCAAUGACAAUCAGGGACUGUUACUGUAGAGAGAGGUGAGUUUACAGGUGCUUUGAUCUGACUGCCUUCCUACACCCAGAACUUCUAGACCAGGGACCARAGUGAGUUUGAGAUUUGCACAGAUAUACAGUAUUUACAUGAAGGAAGGGAGAGACAUUCCAUUGCUUUUGACUGUUAGAAAUAGUGUACAAUACUGUAAUGUAGUCCAAAAGAGUAUGAUACUCAUACAAAAUAUUUAAAAUGGGAUUUGCAUUUUUCAUGGAAUUGUAGUAUUGUGCUUGAUYUUGGAGUCAUUAUUUAGACCAAAGACUAUGAGUUGGAUUCAAUCCAUAUCGCGGAAGAUCAGCAUCAAAAGGUAAAGUUAAUUUCCGUUUACCAUGAAUGCAGUCUCCGCGACCGRGGGAACAUUGCCUUUAAUUGUCAAUCGCCCUAUAAAGCGGAUCUUCAGAGCUACGGAUUUAAUAGAGUCCUUAGUUCGUUUAUUAGAUGACAAUGAAAAAUCUCAAUUGGAUACUGCUCGCGUCCUCCCUCCUUCUCAAAACCCAUUGGAUGAGAAAGCCAGAGGUCCCGCCCCUCUGACCUUCUCCUCCAAUUGGUUUAGAGGAGGCCAGGCGAGAGGAGUAUCUAAUUGAGUUUCUCCCUAUGGGUGAAACCAAAGACAUAACUAAACCAGAGCAAAUUUUCACCUUGUUUUCUCCUAGUUUGAUAUUAAGGAAAACACAGGGUGUGAACAUUUUGUACCAAAAUCUAUUAGAAUAUAGAUAUUUAAAACUCUGUAUAUCGGUACUAAAGCUUUAUCGCAAUAUACAUUAUACUAAUAAAAUAAUUUAACCCAA